This is a messenger RNA of Oncorhynchus mykiss (rainbow trout), 12829 nucleotides long. RefSeq names its product leucine zipper protein 1 (gene luzp1). NCBI's taxonomy places the organism in Eukaryota, Metazoa, Chordata, Actinopteri, Salmoniformes, Salmonidae. The record is from RefSeq and is a predicted model, not a curated record.
GCAGGGAAGGGCGUUCUUGUCACCGUCAGACCCUACUAGUCAUGCAGGGGGUGUGGGUCCACCGGCGCAAAGGAAAACCCACAUUUUUCAUUGUUAGGGACACGGUGGAAUGUGAUGGUUUGAUCCUACAGCGCAGGGAGUGGAGGGAAGAAACAACGAAGGCAGUUCAGGAGGAAAACAAACCCUGUCCCGCUGGUGUACCAGUAAAAUCUGUGAAAGAACUUGUGUUCAGUCUGGUUCAAACCUACAGAGUCAUCUUGUCGGAACUCUUCGACACAAAGCGAAUCAAUUUGGGGACUAUCGCAGAUUUGUUUUCAUGGCAAGGGCUUGUGGAUGGAGCUCCAUAGUGAAACCAUCUGGUGACCGACGGGCUGCAUUUACCAGCUGCUUAGCACCCAACACAAGAGGAUCCAUAGAAAGUAAGUUUACGGUGAUAGACACCCAUGUUGACCAUCAAGCUGAGGGGAGUUGAAGGAAUAAGAACCAACCAAAGAAAAAGGGAGAAGACAUUGUGUGGAGAGGAGAAAGGGACUGAACAUAACUCAACAUUACGGACUUGUGACUCAUAAUUUUAACCAGAGAAGGACUGCCACACAAAUGUGGACCUCCCAAAAAGUAGUAAAAUAAUUUCCCCUUUCCAUAUAGAAGACAACAGCAAUAAUAUCUGUGAUGUCUGAAAACAAAGACAUAACGAAUCGCCACCUGCGGCACAAGCUGCAAAGCCUGGGACGACGGCUGGAUGAGCUUGAGGAGGCCACCAACAAGCUCCAGAAGUCUGAAGAUGAGCUGCUGGAUCUGCAGGACAAGAUCAUCCAGGCAGAGGGCAGCAACUCCUCCAUGCUGGGCGAUGUAGAGGCCCUGCGCAAGCGGCUGCUGAGGAUUGAAGGCAAAGACGAGGAGGUGUGCAAGGCAGAGGAUCUCUGCCGCACAGUGAGGGAGAAACUGGAGGAGGAGGAGAGCUUGACCAAGGACCUAAAGUCUGAGAUUGAGCGCCUGCAGAGGAGGAUGGCUGAGUUGGAGAAGUUGGAAGAGGCCUUCGGCAAGAGCAAGUCAGACUGCAGCCAGCUCUGCCUCAAUCUCAAUGAAGAGAAGAACCUGACCCGGAAGCUCUCCUCUGAGCUUGAGGCCCUCAAGGCCCGUAUGAUGGAAGUGGAUGCAUCAGAGGUAAGGCUGGACCGGGCUGAGAAGUUUCUGGCAGGGGAGCUGGAGCAGCUCAAGGGCCUCACUCAGACUUUUGUGAGUGAGAGGAAGAGGCUCCUGGAGAAGCAAAGGGAGGAUGAGAAGCUUAUACUAAAACUGACCGAAAAGCUGGAUUGUCAGAAGAACAGGAUCGGCCGAGCAGAUCCCAGCCGCACAGACUUGAGGGACCUCCGCAUUGAAGAUGACCUCUCAUCUGGCCUGACUAGCAAGCUUGGGCGCAAGAAGAGCGUGGACUACCUGAAACUGGGCGAUGACGUUGGGCUAAGGAAUAAGUCAGAAAACGAGAAGAACAGCCUUGAUGGCCAGGAAGACAACAAAGUCAAGGAACUCACCCAGGAAGUUGAGAGGCUGAAGAACCGGCUGAAGCAACUGGAACUAGUGGAGGAGGAUCUCAAGAGCACAGAGUCAAAGAGCGGAGAGCUACAGGAGAAGUUCCAACAGGAGAGGUCCCGCAGCCGAGCCCUCAAUGAUCAGGUGGAGCAGCUUAGAAUGCAGCUGUGCAGUCACGGCAAUGGAGGGCUUAGCAGUCCAGCAAAGGUCCUUGAGAAUGGCAAGGCAGAAAAUGAAGAGAUCAAUGUCCGGGGUGGGUUCAGGAAGGACAAGCCUAAGUACAGGAGUGCUGCAGCUGCAGAGCCAGCCGCCCCCAAGUACAAGAGCAGAGAGCUGUCCCCGCAGCACAAGAGGGAGACCAAGCUGAGGAGCAAAGAGCUGAGCAACUCUGAGGAAAUUUCUCCGAAGUCUGUCAGGAGGGCACUCAGUCCUUCACACAAGAGCAGGAGGACACCAAAGACUGGAUCCUCAACUGCCUCUGACAAUGUAGUGAAAGAAAUAGGUAGAAGGGUGGAGGACAAAACAACAAGGGGAGGAGCCCAUACUCCUGUUAGCACGUCUUUGAGUGACAGCAAGAAGGUCUCGGUUCUUAAUCGCUACCCUCCAGCAGCUAAUGACCAGAAGCCAUGGAAGACAUCUCAGAAGCCAAGUGAGAGUGAAAGCAAAAAGAGCCAAGUGGAUAAGUUUUCUAGAAAGAAUGUUGGUUGUGACAGUGAGUCAAACAAUUCUGUUGUGGUGCCUGAAAGCUCAAGCAAGACCAACACAGUCUCCCCUCCUGAAAAGGAUGCUUCUGCGUCUGACCUGGUGUCUGUCGACCUGGUUCAAGAGGCUCCUCCAGUGUCAGACCUCUCACAGGCCAAUGGGUCGUACACUGCUUACAAGUCCCAUGUGUCCCCGCUGGUCAGUGAUCAUGGCUCUGAGGGUCACUCUUCAGCCUCUGAGACUGAAUCCACUGGGUCCAGGCCCUCAGAACCAGAGCCUGUGUCUGAGGUGGCAGCACUGAGUAGCAGAACCUCCAACCCUCCGAAGUACUCUAGAUACUCUCGCCUACAAGACUCCCAGUCAGAGGGUUCCUCCACCAGGAGCUCGAUUGACGAGGAGCAGAACAGGCUGUUGAUGGCUGAAGGAGGAUAUCUGGAGCCCACUCACACCCCAGCAGGGAUGGAGGUCCGCAGGGUCUGCAGCCCACGGGAGGCCCUGAGGUCAAAGGCAGUCAUCAAGCCGGCCAUUGUGGAGAUUGAUAGGAAGGAAGUUAUGAUAUCCGGAGUCGGGGCAGAGUUCUUGACCUCCAAUGGCAAGCCCAAAAUCUCCACGAAACCUGUCCUGACCACCAACAAGAUGACCAGCAGCAUCACUAUCUACCCCAACGAUCCCAGCUCUUCCAGGACCAGCAGCCGCAGCAGCAGUGUAUCCAGCGAGCCACCAGUCAAGGAACGCCACACGUCCACUAGCAACAUUGUCAUCGGGCCCAGUGAGCACAGGGGGAACAUCUCUAUCCCCUAUGAGAUCUCCAUUCCCAAGAGUGAGAUCACCCUCCGGCCAUCCAUAGAUGGCCCGGACGAAACAGAUCAACCAGGGGUGCUAGGGAUGGCCCGUGCGGAGACGCACCUACGCCCCCGAAGCAGCUUCAGCCUCCAGUCACCGGAGACCAUCUCAGACUUCAACAACGACACAGAGUCAGGUUUCGAGAGCAGCAGUAGCAGCACUACCACCGUCACCAGCUGGAGGAGACACCACAGCCACCACACCUCCCAGGACGACGGUCUCCCAGAGAUGAGAAACCUGACUGUGCGGAGCACCUGGAGGAACAGGGGGGCGGCAUCUGUGGACGAGCCUGGCCAGGGAGCCAGGCUGGAAGGGGUGGGUUCUGAAGAUGAGUUAGAGUCGGCCACCACGUGGAGGGCGUACCGAGCCACCACUGUCCUGGACAAGGAGGAGAAGGUUAAUGCCACAGGGGCCUCUACAUCACGGGCAGCCAAGCCAUCGCCAGCAGAGCUGUACAUGCGCAGGAUUAAGAACAGUGUGGUGACCACCAGGGACAUUGCAGAGCCGGUGCGCCGGAGCAAGAGCUCUCUGUCACCAACUGAGGAAGUUAUGCAGAGGAGUAUCCCCCACGAGCCUGUCAGUUCUCAGGAGCUCACACCCCGGCAGACACAACCCAUGGCUGCUGACAACACUAACCCCAGCUCUUGGUCACGGAGGACGAGGCCGGCGCCCGGUGACCUGGGUACCUACGAGAGGGAGAGAGUGAGGAGCUCCAGACCUGACCUAGGGGCCAGCAGAGGAACGGGAACCACGGCUUCCAGACCAGAGCUGUGGUCCAGUAGGGGUCAGGCUGGCCAUGCGGAGAGGAUGACCGGGCGCGGCAAUCGACCAUGGAGCAACCGUCAGACCGACAACUAAACCGGCCAACCGUCUUAGUAGCUCCGCUUCAUAAUGUCCAGAGCUCUCCAUGCCCCCAAACUGCUUGGAGCCCCUCAACAAGGAGAAAUGUACUGUAUCAAGCAUAUCUAAAUCCCCGAGCAACAGCAGUCACAGCCAUACAGAAGAAUAACAACUCUCAAGUCCCUGUCCAGCACCUACCCAUGCUUCUCGGAGUGCAAAAACAAGAUGGCCGCCCUCUGAAACCUUCAACCACCCCCUUCCAUUUGCACAGACACAACAUCAGUUGUAUUAUAAUAUGCCCAUAUACAGUAUCGCUCUGGUGUGGACCUCACCACCAGUGAAUGUAUCCUCUUCCGCAUCUUCUCCUACCAGAUGUAUUAUAAUGUAUUCCUCAGACUCGACAAGGGAGAGAUGAUCACUUGGGUGACUGGGCCUAGAGGUGUGCGUGUGUGUGGGGGGGGGGGGGGGGAGAGAAGAGGAGAGACACAGGAAGGAAGGGUUUGUUGUCUUUCGGAGUGGACCGUUACAAGACCUCACUUUGGAACUUCCCAGCGGAGCUGCACAAAGGAUGUACCCAUGUGACCAGAAACGGAGAGCGAAUUACUUGGGAUUAAAAAUAAAUCUACUCUGAUCUUUGAUUUAUUCAAACUUAAUUUGGUGAGCGCUUAGACCAUGCAUUUGCUUUAUACUGACAACUAGAGAACGACCAAUAUGGGAUUAAGGGCCUGUACUGAUUUUUGGAGGUCAAGGAGGCCGAUGGACAAUAUUUUAUGCCGAUAAUGAAUAUAAUUCAAUUUUAGCAUUUUGAUAAAUUCCCAGAGAGAGCCAUAAAUCAAUUAUACAAUCAAUUGUACUUAAAAAAAAAAAAAUCUAUCUACAUAACAUAAUGGUAAUCAUUGUUUUGAAUGCUUAAUCUCUUGAUAAACUGGGUAAAUCAAGAUGGCAUAGGCUUGCAUACUCACAAUAUAGGUCAAAUCAUACCCAAUAAGACUGCAUGGAUUCAACUUUUGAACUAAUUUGGGCUCAUUUCAAUGAUCUAUGGGUCUACAGAUGACAAUAUGUUUCCCUUCCAUUUGGGACCAUGUUAGCCUCAGGGUUGGGGAGUAAACUUGAUUACUUUUAAAUUCAGAAAUGAUGUUUGUGGGAAAAACAUACAUUGUGAUACCGCAAUGUUUUUUCAAUGACAUUCAAUGAAUCAUUGAAAAAAGGUGCAAUUGUUAAGUUUGUUCCACUUGAGGGAGUCUGACCAGAAGUCAGAGACCACUAUGAUGACACACCAAAUGUGUUUGAUGGAUCCUUUUUGUCUUCUUCGAAUACCUCUUAAGAGGAAAGUAAUCCAAAAGUAACUGAAAGUAAUCAUAUUGUUACUGAUUACAAUUUUGGACAGGUAACUGUAACACAUUCCAUUUAGAAAGUAGUCUACCAAACCCUGUUAGGCCUAGUGAUCAACAAAAUGUUAAUAGAAGUAGCCUAUUGUCUUCUUUUAUAAAGACGUCUCUUUAAAGGUGCUACACAUAGGAUUUUUCUGAAUUGUUGCAUUGUAAUUACAGAAAAUGUUCAUAAUAGAGUGGAAUGAUAGUGUUUCACAGUAUUACUUAUCCGCCAGUGUUGUGAUUGGCUGUGAUAUUCGCCUAGUGAUUUCUCCCGCCAGAGCUGCAUCUGUUGUCAAAAUGGGAAAGCUGUUUUGACUUUGUGGCUGUGUUAUCUAGUGGAAAAGGGGUCAAUCGGACAAUGUAGAAGUCACUCCGUCAUUUACUGGUUGUUAAAAUUCUACACUGUUCGCUCAAUUUCAGUUUGUGAGAAAACAAGCACUUAACAGUGUAGGGCAGUGGUCACCAACCUUUUCUGAGUCGAGAUCACCUUGAGUAAAAAAAGCAAGCCGAGAUCUACCGCUCUUUUUUUUAACAUUACUUUUUUUAAAAAUUACGCCUAUGCAACAUUAACCAAUAAAAAAUGGUUAUGUAGCAAUGAGGUUUGUGCAGUAGGCUAUAGGCCCAAUACAUUAUCACUGCAAAUGGACUAUGCUUGAAUUGCCGCGCCAAUGUUGUUCUUCUCAUUUUGGAAUUAUAGGUAUAUGAUCACACCGGUAAUACAUAAUUUGUCGUAUUAUUUGAGAGGCUGAGUGAGCAUACUUUUUUUUUUUUUACUGGACUGAUUGCCUGGAUCUAUUGGUCAGUCUGAGGAGGGAGCGAGCAGCGGUGAGGUUGACCCUCGCCCGACUCACCGUCCCUUCGCUCUCCCUCCCUCUGCUGUGAAAAUGGGACACAGUCUUCCAUCUGAUGGCGAAACUCAAGUCGCACUGCAUUAUUUCUGCUUCAUGCAAUAUUCCAUGUUGACAGAGAAAGUUAAAUAUUCCUUGAUAUUAAAAAAGACAAGCCACUAAUAAUAACAACGCAAGCUUUGCUGUACUCAUUUAUUGCAGCAGCAGUGCUGGUUGUAGUGUGAGUGGAAGUAGGGAGAAAGUGCAUUUUAUGGCUUAUAAAAGGUGUUGAACAGUGUGUUGACAGUGCUGAAUAGCAACUUCGACAUGAACUUACUCAUAAAAACAGAAACUCUUUGAUGUAUUUGUUGAGUCUUUCUAGUCCAUGGUUUUAAAUGUUUUUUUUGAAAUCUCACAGUAUCAACUUUGCGUCUUUUUACAGUCUAUUGCUCGGGGAAACAGUGCAGUGAUCUGAGCAGUGAUCUGAUUAGACAUCGGUAGGCCUAUAGGUGCACUUGAAUUGCUUUCUGGGCCUGCCGGGUAGGUCGGCGUUCUACUUUCAGACACAUGAAGUGGUUCAAAAUGGGAUUCAUUUGCCUUCCCAUCGCUAGGGCUGCUGAAACAGGUAAACUUACCGUCAACAGCGAGAAACCAAUCAAAAAAUACAAAUAGGAACGCAAGGCUUUAUCAUUGUUUUUUUACAGAAAUGUUUGGUGAUUGACUAGAAAUGCUUGGAGAUCAACCAGUCGCUCGCAAUCGACCGGUUGGUGACCACUGGUGUAGGGAAUCAUUGUACCAUCUAUAUCGCUGUGAAAUAUCUUUUCAAAAACAAAAAAUAUAUUUUUUCCAGUUGUUUGAAGCUGGUGGACGAAAACCAAAAGUUAAAGGUGUGAGAGGUAAAGUGUGAGCCUCCGCCUUGUUGCGGCCGAGUGCUGUUACAAUUCAACUAGCUUCCAACUUGGGAGAAAUUUGAGGUGUAGCACCUUUUUAAGAGAAAAUUCACCACUCAGGACUCAUGUAGCCAGGCAGUUCGAGAGAAGAAACCACUGGCCACUCACAUAGUCAUUUAGCAGUGAAUUAUUAACCCAACUUUUUGGUGACAAUCAGCUUUGAAAUGAGCAUGUUUUGCUUUAUGGUAGCUACCACAAAUAAAGUUCUAGGGUAGUGAACUGACGUUAGCAAAGUUGUCUUUAUGAACACUAGCUAUUGGUAUGUUGCUUUGUAAAGUGCUGCAAUCUGUAUGGACAUUGUUUUGCCGAACAGUAAAUUAACACUAAACAUUUCUACAUUCCAUGUGGCACUAUUCAAGUGUGCUAAAUUUAUAUGCAGCAUGAGUGGGUAGCUAGCAAGCAUCCCAGAGGCUAACUAGAAAUGGGCAGGAGUUUCACACGAGAGGCAAGUGCGGUGAGGCUUUAAAGGGGAAACCGGCUGCGGCGAUAGAAUAGGAAAGGCUAAUAUCGGCACAAAAUAUUGUCCCGACCGACUAUUGGUCGUUCUUUACCGACAACCAUAGCAUUUUUGCAGGGUUUUAUUUUGCACAUUGCGCACACACACACGCGCACACCUAAAGCCAUUUUAAACCCACAAAACAUGACUAUCGUCCCAGAGAAUGCAUAAUGUCAGCCUAAAAGAGGUUUGAAUGUAGGGCUUUGCGGAAGUUUGCAUGUUUCUACGUACUGUAUAAGAGGAGCAUUUUUGAAGUUGUGUGCCUCCUGCAUGCCCUCUGCUUUAAGAACAACAAAGAUAAGGACCCUGUCGUAGAUGCACAUUCUUAUUUACUUAUAGGCUGCAUACAACAUAUCGUCUUCAACACCAGUACCUAAGCAUUACGGACGUUGAUAGCCAAGGACUUUGAUCAAACCUUCAAAUUGUGCUUAAUUUUGUUUCUCAGUCAUUCACUCCCUGUUGCUCACCAUCACCCCCCCCCCCCCCCCCCCCCCCCCCCCAUUUGUCUGUUUGGACAAAUGGCAGAAAAGAAGGUCCACCCCUUUUGUCUGCACUCAAUUAAUAAUUGAAUGCAUGUAUUUUAGCUUGGGGGGGUCAUAUACUGAAUAUUAGUCAUCUGGAAGAGGACUACUAUUCCUAGGGUGCUUUGCUUCAGCACACCUCCCUCCCUGGACUGGACACAGAAUGGAGGCUCCACUGGAACUGCUGACCUGGAUCUAGCUGUAAACUCUGCAGCGCUGCUGUUAUGAACAGCCAAUCCAGCACAGGAAGCAAGGCAUUGGGCUCGUGUUGUCCAAUAUCCACAAGGAACAAUCAGUCCAAAUGUACGCGACUGGGUUCGCAGUGCGAAUCGUCUCAACUUGUUUUUUUGUUUUUUUUCAAUAGAAAUGUAUUUUGUUUUAAUAUUAAAACUGGACUUUUUGUUGUUGGAUAAGGGAGGGUUUGGUGUCACUCUGGCCAGAAACCUAGAAAUCAUGGGGGUGCCAUAGAAACACCACCAGCCUAGUUUUGAGGUCUGAUAUACUCUUACAUAUACACACUGCAAUAAUCAUACAGGCAAUACUCUGUGAAUUCUAAACUCCUAACUACAAACUCUGGUAGGAGGGGUACCAUAUCGCUUCAGGAAUGGCAGCUGAACCUGAGAAUGACCUUUGCUUGUUGGCUUGGCUGUCAUUGUAAAGCAAAAGAGCUAAUUAGCCUCCCCCCUCAGAUCCAAUUGGAGAGUCACUGUAUUAUUACGCCAUGCGAUGACUAGGACGUUGGGAUCCAAAAUAAUACAGGUGUUAAUACGGUUUGUAUCGUUCUACGGCCAGCUUGUUCACUAGUUCUCUUAGAGGUCUCGCCAGUCAGAUCUCAAGUUUCCUAUGCGAGAUUGACCAGAGAGGUAGGCGUUUCACCAUGAUACCGGUCAGUUGUUGUAGUUUAGCUUUACCUGUAUAGUACCAGCCAACCAGCAUUUUCACUGUAGCUUUCAUAUUUAUUAAUUAUUUACUACAAAAUGCAUAUACCUAUUUUUCAUUGUGAACUUUGCAGUUUGGUGAUGGGGACCUAUCAUUUACAGGCCUUUUUUAGAUUUCAUAGCGUAUUGAGAAUGGGAAAUGGAAGAAGUCAUCACACAGAAUACAAAAAUAAUGACCCCCCGACCCUGAAAUCACCACCUUGUAUUCCCCUAACCCUGUGGAAAUUGGAGGUGCAAUUACCCUCCUCCUGCUAGCUAGCAAUUUACGUGUUUACCUUUUUAAAUAAUUGUUCCUCCACUUACUGUCAAUGCUGUGUGUGUGAUAAUCCUGGUCUAGAAUUAUGAGAGGAAGUUUUAGUCAAGGUUUGUCUACUGGUUAUUGCGUGGACAAGUAUAAGGAAUGCUCAUUACACAUUUGCAAAGAUUUUUACAUUUGGAGAGAAUAUUUUAUAGAAGAACAUUUUCCAGAAAAUACCAAGAACUUCCAAUCUUUUGAAUUGAAAAGUUUUGUUUUGGGACCCAUAAACAUAUGUUCGCUGCCCAAAAUGUUCUGCCCUUUCGAUUCGCCUGUUAGAAGGGCUCCGGCUCAGCUCAGCUCAGCUCAGCAUCAUAAAGCAUUAGUGUUGCCAUGUGGUCCCUUACACGGCUACUGGCCCGUCUGCGAACAUGUGUUUAGUGCAAACACACACCGCUUGAUGCUGUUCAGAAGCCCUGGGCUGAUGUGCCAAGGGCUACGUGACGACUUGGCCCCGCGACCAGUCCUCCUCGGUUACCAGCAUGACGACCGCCAGCCGGCCACUUGUUCCAAAUCUGUAUUUCCGACCUUGUCACUUUUGUCCUGCACAGUGGUUCUGAGAAGGGAAGAGUACAGUGGUUCCAGUUUCCCCCCUUUCUCUCCUCCUUCCCCUACCUCAAGAAUGCCUUGAUUCUUAACGCCUGUGAUAAGCAAUGCUAGUUCUGAGAGCCAUUUUACAGGCUGCCAAAGCUUGCCAGCAGACACUGAUAUACAGCUCCCGGGUAACCGAAAGGUCGAAGGUCAAGGCUGGAGCUAAUCGCGUCUUUCCCUUUGACUUUGGAGGGUUAUAAAUACUGGGGGGGAAAUCGAGACGAUUUGGCAGCGUCCAGCACUAGCCCCGAAACAGAGGCAGUCGAUGGGUGUCCAGUCAAAACUGGCCCGCUCUGAUGUGCCAAAAUCCACAUGCUAGUGGUUGUUGUCCAUCAUAGCCAAGGGAUUUAUGUAUAAUGCUCAUAUUCAAGUGUCUGUGCAGACUCUCGAUGCGAAUCACUCACUGGGGAUAUUUUGAUAGUAGGUAAAUUGAGCUUGAGCUCCUUUUUAAGAAGGUACGGAUUUCGGAGCUCCGUGUCAAAGUAGAGCCCAGAACACGUGCACAUCAACGGUCAUAGACGUACGUCGCCAUGGGUCGGGUAUCAUCAUAUCAUUAAUCCUAUGAUGCAAGGCCAGCACCCCUUCCCCCGCCAUACAGUCUCCCCUGCCCCCCUACACUCAGAGGGGAGUCGGGGGGGGUCCCAGGAUGACAGCAGCUGUCGGAAACCAUAGGUUUAAUGUGCUCUCCAAGGGUCGUCCCGGAGAUGGGCUUCAAAGAAAUACGUUUUUUAAAGGGCAAGGCUGAAACUCCACCCCCCCCCCCCCCCCCCCCCCAGCAGAAAUGCACGUCCACUUCUCCCCUACAUGGCCCAUGUGUACAUGAACACUUCACUGUAACGUUACCAUAACUUCCACUGCUGAAUGGCCUCGCUAUGCCCAUCUAAGGGUUAGCAAGAGGAGUGGAUGUGUGUUGAGGAGCUCUGAUUUGGGGAAGAGGAUGUGUCAUCAGGACCCCUUACCACAGAAUGUCCUCAAGUGUAAACUGGGUAUUAACAAAUUAUGUUUUGGAGUCUUUCCAGGCUCCACACGCAGCUGGAAUUGAAAAUAAGGCAUUGCAGGAUUUCAAAAGGGCAAUGGUUCUGAAGUCUCCAAAUGUCUCUGUUUGGGUAUAGUGAGUAUCACAGAUAUUUUGUCUGCUCAGAUUACUGCUGAAUGGAGAUUGUCCGAUUUAGGGAUGAUAGGAGAAAGACUAGGUUUAGACAGGAAGAACCUCCCACCAUUUUGAGAUGAGAACAGAACGGUUAACUCUCCUCAUUCUGUAACUUCUGGUGUAUAAACAUCUUAUUUUACACGUCAUUGUUUUUUCCUCUCUUACAAAGUAGCGGAGAAUGUACUUAACGGAAGGAGGCCAGAGACCGGAAAUGGCUCUUUGGAAUGAGUUGGCAUUGGUCCUCAAAGGCCUCCUUUGUAAUUGGAGGUUUCAUGGUGUCAAUGGACUUCAGAAAUGGUAAUCUGCACUUAACCAGCACUUAACUUAAGACCCUACAUAAGUAAGCCCCCUUUUGUCAAAAGUCACUUUUGCGUGUGUCCCUGACAAUUUUAUUCCACUCUUUGUGAUUAUUUUUCUUUGCUGAAUGUAUGGUCAUCAAUGUGUGUGUGUGUGUGUGUAUGUGUGUGUGUGUGUGUGUGUGGUUUUUUGCACCGGCCAAAUUGAAAUUGAUUGAAAGCAACAACUCGUCCGAUUAGCGUGAGGAGUUGUGGACUGUUAUUGUACAAAUUAUUAUGGAGUCCUUCAUUUUUUUUUUUUUUAACAAUUGUGAUGAUUUCGUGAAGCAUGGCACUCGAUCACAUCCAUGUCUUUGCCUUCUAACAUUGUGCCAAAAUCAUUCCACAGUGUUUCCAUUUUACAGUCCGUGAGACAGCGCCAGUGUUUUCCAAGAUGGAUACCCUGUCUCUUCGACUAUUUGUGCUGAAAUAAGGGGAAAUAUUACAUUUGAGGGUUUUUCUUUUGUUUCCCGCCCACGUAUUUUUGUGUCAAUUUUGUAAAACAAAAGAUGUCUUAUUUUGGAAGCUGUAUCAGAUAGAUUUUAUUUAAGAAAAUCUUGUAAUUUUGUAAAGUGGGCCUUAUUGAAAUAUAUUUAGUGUUUGUCCUCUUUGAUUGUAAGGAUUUCAUUUUUUGCUAGAUACUGUAUGCAUCUUUCUCAUUAAUGCAUUCCUGGAGAGUACUUUCCCCUUUUUUUGUUUUAGUGCGAGAGAUGUCUCAUGACCUUGAGCUAUGAGAUGGCAAGAGGAGAGAGACAUGUCAGAAGCCAGCCUUGUGUCAUAGUCAUUGAAGAAUGAGAGUAAUGUACAUUUGAUCAGGAGUGGGUCUGCUAGGAGUCAACAGUCUUAAGUAAUUUGCCAUGUGGCGUCCUUUUUUUUUAGCGGUUCAGGAAUCAGUCAGUCGGUCCAGGUUUUUUGCUACUCUGUGUCCCCCCCCCCCCCCCCCAAUAAAUUCAGGGUUUGUUCAUCUUGUGCGCUGUUUGCAAAUGCUGCCAAAGAAAAAUAUGUUUAGGCCUCAAGACACACACACACAUACUUAUAAAGAACUGGAGAUUCUCCAACACACACCCACUCCCACACACAGGGGAAUUUGGCCUGUACAAUCAACUAGGGGGGGUUGGAAGUCAUGUUUUUAUAUUGCAGUGUGUUUAUAGAUGGAUAGAAAUGCUUCUGAAAUGGCAGUUGACCGUUGUAACGAAGAGAGAAAUGUACGUUAUGAAAUCAGAUCAAAAAUGUUAUUCUGGGCGUCGCUGCGCCAAGCUUUUCUGUGUCGGUAAUACACAGCAAAACGGUGCGGGAUGCUUUUCUGUCCUCGAGUAAUAAUACAUUUGUGCAUGUUUAACCUUCCCGCAGUCCUGCAUGUAGGUCUCUCAAAGCUGCCAGCUGUACAGCGGACUAUGUAUUCCAAUCAAAUAAAAAAAGCAACUUGUUUGUAACCUUG